Messenger RNA from Microthlaspi erraticum, 3555 nucleotides. Lineage: Eukaryota; Viridiplantae; Streptophyta; Magnoliopsida; Brassicales; Brassicaceae. The record is from the annotation of a GenBank genome assembly.
AUGGUGAAAUCAGCAGCUUGUUCUUCUUCUCCGGUGACUAUAACGGUGUCACCAUGUAAAGGAUCCGGCGACAGAAGCCUUGGAUUGACGAGUCCCAUCCCACGCGCCUCCGUCUCCAACAACCUAAACUCUCCUCUAAGCUCUAGAGGUCCACGUCGCAGCUCGCUUAGCGGCGGGAAUCGGAGAUCUAGCGGCGGCGAAGGAAGAUACUGUUCAAUGUCUGUGGAAGAUCUCACGGCGGAGACCAAUUCCGAGUGCGUUCUGAGCUACACUGUUCAUAUUCCGCCCACGCCGGAUCACCAGACGGUCUUCGCUUCACAGGAAAGCAGCAUGGCUGAAGAAGACGAGAUUCUAAAAGGGAAUUUGCACAACAAGGGAUUUCUCUCCGGCACAAUUUUCACCGGUGGAUUCAAAUCGGUGACACGUGGACACGUCAUCGACUGCUCUAUGGAUCGAGCUGAUCCGGGGAAGAAAUCAGGUCAGAUCUGUUGGCUGAAAGGUUGUGAUGAGAAGGUUGUUCACGGGAGAUGCGAGUGUGGUUUCAGAAUCUGUAGAGAUUGUUACUUUGAUUGUAUCACAAGCGGCGGAGGAAAGUGUCCUGGAUGCAAAGAGCCUUACAAAGACAUCAACGAUGAUCAGGACACGGAGGAAGAGGACGAAGACGAAGCGAAACCGCUUCCUCAGAUGGCUGAUUCGAAGCUCGACAAGAGGAUUUCGGUUGUCAAGUCGUUUAAAGCGCAGAAUCAGACUGGCGAUUUCGAUCACACGCGUUGGUUGUUUGAGACUAAAGGGACUUAUGGCUAUGGAAACGCAGUUUGGCCUAAAGACGGGUAUGGAAUCGGGUCGGGUGGUAGCAAUGGAAACGGGUAUGAACAACCACCAGAGUUUGGGGAGAGAAGCAAGAGACCUCUUACCAGGAAAGUCAGCGUCUCUGCUGCAAUUAUCAGUCCUUACAGAUUACUGAUUGCGCUGCGUUUGGUGGCUCUUGGUUUGUUCCUGACAUGGAGGAUUCGGCACCCAAACAGAGAGGCAAUGUGGUUGUGGGGAAUGUCAACGACCUGUGAGCUUUGGUUUGCACUGUCUUGGCUUUUGGACCAGCUUCCAAAGCUCUGUCCUGUCAACAGAAUCACCGAUUUAGAUGUUCUCAAAGAACGUUUUGAGUCUCCAAACCUCAGAAACCCCAAAGGAAGAUCAGACCUUCCGGGAAUAGAUGUGUUCGUCUCAACUGCGGACCCUGAGAAAGAGCCGCCUCUGGUCACAGCCAACACCAUCCUCUCCAUCCUAGCCGUUGAUUACCCUGUGGAGAAAGUCGCUUGCUACUUAUCAGACGAUGGAGGAGCUCUGCUGACAUUCGAGGCCUUAGCUCAAACGGCAAGCUUUGCAAGCACAUGGGUGCCGUUUUGCAGGAAGCACAACAUAGAGCCGAGGAACCCAGAGGCCUACUUUGCCCAGAAGCGCAACUUCCUGAAGAACAAAGUGAGGCUUGACUUUGUGAGGGAGAGAAGGAGAGUGAAGAGAGAGUAUGACGAGUUUAAAGUGAGAGUCAAUUCACUGCCAGAGGCGAUAAGAAGAAGGUCUGAUGCGUAUAAUGUCCAUGAAGAGCUACGAGCUAAGAAGAAACAGAUGGAGAUGAUGAUGGGAACUAAUCCUGUAGAAACCGUCAAAGUUCCUAAAGCUACUUGGAUGUCCGAUGGUUCCCACUGGCCAGGGACUUGGUCCUCUGGAGAGAUCGAUAACUCCCGAGGAGACCAUGCGGGAAUCAUUCAGGCGAUGUUGGCUCCUCCAAACGCAGAGCUGGUUUACGGAGCUGAAGCAGACGCUGACAACCUGAUCGACACGACAGAGGUUGACAUCAGGCUGCCAAUGUUGGUCUACGUGUCGAGAGAGAAGCGGCCUGGUUAUGACCACAACAAGAAAGCAGGAGCCAUGAAUGCUUUGGUGAGAACGAGCGCAAUCAUGUCUAAUGGCCCAUUCAUCCUCAAUCUUGACUGUGACCAUUACAUCUACAAUUCCAUGGCCUUGAGGGAAGGAAUGUGCUUCAUGCUUGAUCGAGGAGGCGACAGAAUCAGCUACGUUCAGUUCCCUCAGAGGUUUGAAGGCAUCGACCCGAAUGAUCGUUACGCGAACCACAACACAGUCUUCUUUGAUGUUAGUAUGAGAGCUUUGGAUGGACUUCAAGGUCCAAUGUAUGUUGGAACUGGCUGCAUCUUCCGGAGAACAGCUCUUUACGGUUUUAGCCCUCCGAGAGCAACAGAGCAUCACGGCUGGCUUGGGAGGAGGAAGGUGAAGCUGUCUCUGAGGCAAUCGAAAGCUACGACGAAGAAGAAAGACGAUGAGAUCUCAUUGCCGAUGAACGGAGAAUACAACAACGAGGAGGAUAAUGAUGAUGGAGACAUUGAAUCUCUGCUUCUCCCGAAGAGAUUCGGUAACUCAAACUCUUUCGUUGCUUCGAUUCCGGUUGCAGAGUACCAAGGAAGGCUCUUGCAGGACUUGCAAGGCAAAGGCAAGAACAGUAGACCAGCUGGAUCACUCGCUGUGCCACGAGAGCCGCUCGAUGCAGCCACUGUAGCUGAAGCCAUCAGUGUGAUUUCUUGCUUCUACGAGGACAAAACAGAGUGGGGCAAGAGAGUCGGAUGGAUCUACGGAUCAGUGACUGAAGAUGUGGUCACGGGAUAUCGAAUGCACAACAGAGGAUGGAGAUCGAUCUAUUGCGUCACGAAGCGAGACGCUUUCCGAGGAACAGCUCCGAUCAAUCUGACGGACAGGCUUCACCAGGUUCUGAGAUGGGCAACGGGAUCUGUGGAGAUCUUCUUCUCGAGGAACAACGCCAUGUUCGCAACCCGGAGGAUGAAGUUCUUGCAGAGAGUUGCUUACUUCAACGUCGGGAUGUAUCCGUUCACGUCGCUUUUCCUCAUCGUCUACUGCAUCCUCCCGGCGGUGUCGCUCUUCUCCGGUCAGUUCAUAGUCCAGUCACUCGACAUAACGUUCCUCAUCUUCCUCCUCGCGAUCACGCUUACUCUAUGUAUGUUGUCUCUCCUGGAGGUGAAAUGGUCAGGGAUCACUCUCCAUGAGUGGUGGAGAAACGAGCAGUUCUGGGUGAUUGGUGGGACGAGCGCACAUCCUGCAGCUGUUCUUCAGGGUCUUUUGAAAGUGAUUGCAGGAGUCGAUAUCUCGUUUACCUUGACGUCCAAGUCAUCAACGCCUGAAGAUGGAGACGACGAGUUUGCGGAUCUGUAUGUGGUGAAGUGGAGCUUUCUGAUGGUUCCUCCGUUGACGAUCAUGAUGGUGAACAUGAUUGCGAUCGCGGUUGGGGUGGCGAGGACUCUGUACAGUCCGUUUCCGCAGUGGAGUAAGCUGGUGGGAGGAGUGUUCUUCAGCUUUUGGGUGCUUGUUCAUCUGUAUCCGUUUGCGAAAGGGUUGAUGGGAAGGAGAGGGAAAGUGCCGACGAUUGUGUUCGUGUGGUCAGGUCUGUUGUCGAUCAUUGUGUCGCUGCUUUGGGUUUACAUCAACCCUCCUUCUGGGAGACAAGACUUUAUGCAGUUUCAGUUCCCUUGA